AUUCAACCCCCAUAUAUAAUAAUAUACAUCCCGAAGCUCUACUCAUCGGAUCGCAAUCUCUUUCAAAUUCUUACCCCUCAAUCGCUCCUCUCCUCAUCAUAUUAUCUCUCUUCAGGAUAUAUAUUAUUGAAAGCAAGGUUAAGUAGUAUUUGCUACAAUGGCAACUUUGGAUAUGUCGCUUGAUGAUAUGAUUAAGAGCAGGCGUGCUAGUGAUAGAGGCAGAGGACGUGGCAGGGGACGUGGAGGUGGUGGCCGAGGUCGUGGAAGGCCGAUUGGUGGUGGAAGACCAACAGGGCCACCUCGCAGAGGUCCCCUUGCGGUGAAUGCUCGGACAUCAGCUUAUACUAUUGCCAAGUCUUUCCGCAGACCAAAGAGUUUUCCUUGGCAGCGCGAUUUGCUUGAAGAAAGUCUAAAAGCAGCAGGUUUACCGGGAAUUGAUAAUGGUGGAAAAUUAAAUAUCUCCAACUUGGACAUUGGAGUGACAAAUGAAGAUAUUAGGGAGCUUUUUUCUGAAAUUGGGGAGCUGAAAAGAUAUGCAAUUCACUAUGACAAGCAUGGUCGUCCAAGUGGUUCAGCUGAAGUCUUGUAUGCUCGUAGAAGUGAUGCAUUUCAGGCACUUAAGCGAUAUAACAAUGUACAAUUGGACGGAAAGCCUAUGAAGAUUCAAAUUGAAGGUUCCAACCCAACUGGUCCUGUGUCUGCUCGUGUGAAUGUUGUUGGAGGUCUAAAUGGGCAGAGGACAGUUGUGAUGACUCCAGGAGUUGGUCGUGGAAGAGGAGCUGCUGUAGGUAGUCGCUCAUUUGGGCAGACAAACCGUGGAGGUAUAAGGAAUGGUGGCCGUGGCAGUACGACAAACGUGCGUGGCAUUGGUCGUGGUCGCGGGCGUGGCCGAGGACAAAGUGUUGGUCGGGGUCGUGGUCGAGGGAGGAAGCCAGCCAUGGACAAGUCUGCUGAUGAACUUGAUAAAGAUUUGGAGAACUACCAUGCCAUGCAGACCUAGAUGCCUACUUAUUGGACAUUGGAAAUUCUGGAAACAAACAUUUGAAGCCUGUAGCGACAUAUUAAUUGUACAUAGAACUUCUUGGGUGGUGGUACUAUGUUGAGUAAGCUUGAUUGCAUUUUUCUAUAGGUGGAUUUGUGUUAGUGUUUUUGAUAUGUUUUUCUUCAAGAGAGAUAAUUCAUAUUAAAUGGUUCUAGAUUCUGUUUAUUCAA
This is a messenger RNA of Erigeron canadensis, 1212 nucleotides long. Its product is annotated as THO complex subunit 4D-like. Gene Ontology annotation, biological process: mRNA export from nucleus. The transcript has 7 exons. The coding region runs from base 158 to 1000 and encodes 280 amino acids. Lineage: Eukaryota; Viridiplantae; Streptophyta; Magnoliopsida; Asterales; Asteraceae. The record is from RefSeq and is a predicted model, not a curated record. Gene Ontology annotation, cellular component: nucleus. Gene Ontology annotation, molecular function: mRNA binding.